Hyalella azteca is the source of this 1441-nucleotide messenger RNA. RefSeq names its product aromatic-L-amino-acid decarboxylase. Gene Ontology annotation, biological process: amino acid metabolic process; serotonin biosynthetic process; catecholamine metabolic process. Gene Ontology annotation, molecular function: pyridoxal phosphate binding; aromatic-L-amino-acid decarboxylase activity. The transcript has 11 exons. The record is from RefSeq and is a predicted model, not a curated record. NCBI's taxonomy places the organism in Eukaryota, Metazoa, Arthropoda, Malacostraca, Amphipoda, Hyalellidae. Bases 191 to 1441 code for a protein of 416 amino acids.
UUCAUUAUGCUAGAUGGUCAGCUGAGCUCCAUUGCUGAAUUAAUUACAAUCACAUCACUUUGCUCAAAGAUUUUGAAAAGAGACUGCAAUGUGUAGAAAUUUAAUUCAUGUUAUUCCCCUGAGCAGAGUGUGCUGAAAAUUCCUACAUUGACUGAAUUUAUAAUCAAACAAAAGUCAGGAAAAGAAAAAAAUGAACAACAAGGAGUUCCGCAGUGCUGCUCAUGAAAUGAUUGACUACAUCGUCCAGUACUAUGACACGAUACGUGACAGGCGUCCUCUGGCCGCUGUGGAGCCGGGAUACCUGCGCCCGCUGAUGCCUUCGUCCGCCCCCACGGCGCCGGAGUCCUUCUCUGACAUCAUGAAUGACGUCGAACGCAUCAUCCAGCCGGGGAUGACGCAAUGGAUGAGUCCUCACUUCCAUGCGUAUUUCCCCUCGGGCAACAGCUUACCGUCCCUCCUGGGGGACAUGUUGUGUGGAGCUCUCACAUGCGUCGGCUUCACGUGGGAAGCGUCUCCGGCGUGCACGGAGCUGGAGGUGAUCAUGCUGGACUGGCUGGCGCAGCUCAUUGGUCUGCCCGAUUAUUUCCUCGCCACUUCCCCCGGGUCUGGGGGAGGCGUCAUUCUGAGCACGGCCAGCGAAGCGACGCUGAUAGCCAUGCUGGCCGCCAAGCAGCGAGCUCUCAAAGACUGCGUUGGACAUCAGGAAAAAGCCAAGAAAGCUCCUCUGCUUGUGGCUUACGCUUCAGAAAUGUCGCACUCGAGCGUGGAGAGAGCAGGUCUACUGUCCAGCGUGCAGCUGCGGCUGCUGCCCACCGACGACACCUUCGCUCUCCGAGGAGCCGCCCUCGCCAGCGCUAUGAAGCACGACGCCGAGCUCGGCCUCAUCCCAUUCUGCGUGAUCGUGACGCUGGGAACCACCGCCUCGUGCGCCUUCGACAGCCUGCAGGAGAUCGGCGAAGUGUGCCGCGGUUACUCUGACGUCUGGAUCCAUGUCGACGCUGCUUACGCAGGCGCCGCUUUCGUGUGCGAAGAAUUCCGCGGCCCCAUGAAGGGCGUCCACAUGGCGGACUCGUUCAACUUCAACCCCCACAAGUGGCUGCUCGUCAACUUCGAUUGCUCGACCAUGUGGAUCCGUAAAUCAGAAGAGGUCGUUGAUGCAUUUCGCGUGGACCCGAUUUACCUGCGCCGCCAGCAUCAAGCUAAUCCUGAAGCACCUGACUACAGGGUGGUGCAUGACGGAAACGCGUUCAACAAGCGUCUGCUGAAGCGCCUUAACAAAGAAGGCGACAUCCACCUGGUCGCUUCAGAGGCACGAGGCGUAUAUUUUCUCAGGGUGGCGGUUUGCUCCCGCUUCACUGAGUCUGAAGACAUGGAGUUUGCCUGGCGAACCAUCGAGCGCACAACCUCUGCGAUGCUAGCAGAAGAACAGCGUGACGAGUAA